AUGGCUCCAGAGCUUGCCCUGCUCAGCACGGCUAUUGCCUGGGUGCUGUCGAGGUACCGGCCAACCGCUAGCUGGCCCUUGUACUGUACAAGGCCUGGAGAACCAGCACCCCCCAAGUAUCCUCCAGGUACCCUGCAGCACCCUGCAGGAAUCAGAGGCUUUCAGCGCAGACUCGAGGGCAAGCGCAAGUCCGCCACCUGCGUCUGGCACAUCUUCCCCCAAGUGCCUGUACAUGUACAGUACGAGUACCGCCUCCAGCUCUUCUCUCUCCGGCCCGCCCUGGUCAGCAGCCUUGCGCUGCGGUCAAGCAGCUCGACGGCCCUGGCCGACUGGCCUUUCGCGUAUAUCCUCGCCCAGCUCCCGGCUGCCGCACCGCUCAGUCUCCGUCUGGCACGAUUCUGCAUAUCACUUGUCACUGCCUGCUCCAUUCUGCUGCCUGUAACCUGCUGGUUUUGUCCUGGUAGCACUCAGAUCCUAUCCAAGUACGGCUCGAGUAAUCCCAUUACAGCUGGCACCGCUGGACCGAAUCUCUCCAAGCCAGACGACAGCCGAGAUCUAGAUUCAAAUCCCCUCCCCCUGGGGCGCGAGGCAAUGGCACACUCCGCAUCAGGGCCAGAUACCUAG
Molecule: messenger RNA, 624 nt
Organism: Trichoderma harzianum CBS 226.95
Lineage: Eukaryota; Fungi; Ascomycota; Sordariomycetes; Hypocreales; Hypocreaceae
Exons: 3
Coding region: 1-624 (207 amino acids)
Source: RefSeq, a predicted model, not a curated record